Messenger RNA from Westerdykella ornata, 1132 nucleotides. RefSeq lists its product as uncharacterized. The coding region runs from base 164 to 766 and encodes 200 amino acids. The transcript has a single exon. Lineage: Eukaryota; Fungi; Ascomycota; Dothideomycetes; Pleosporales; Sporormiaceae. The record is from RefSeq and is a predicted model, not a curated record.
GGGAUCGCAGUGCUAGUCACACAAUCGAUUGACGAUUCGGCGAAAAGAAGCAGUUAUAAAACGACCCAAGUGCAAACCUGUCCACUUUUUCAGAAAACCCAAACCACGGCAACUAUCCACGGGUACAGUUCCCAAGAAGCAAUAUCAUAAAAUCCAACACACGAUGCAAUACGCCUACCUCCUCAGCAUCGUGCCGGCACUCCCUCUCGCGGCCCCAACGCUCCAACUCCGCGCCUCAACGCUGGAAGCCAUCCCCGGCCAGGCCAUCCUCAAAAACUCCUGCCCCUACGACGUCUCCAUCUCCGUCAUCCGACCCAUGGGCGACCCCACACCUGGAAUCCUCCAAGGCGGCGCCACCUACAGCGAACCACUGUACCACUCCACCGCCUGCCCGUCUCCCGGCUGCGGCGGCGUCUCCAUCAAAGCCAGCGCCGUAGGCGGCGGCCCCGUAACGCAAUUCGAGUACACGGCCGCGCCUGACGGAAACGUCUACUACGACCUUAGUCUGAUUGACUGUGUGGAUGCACCGGAGGGAUGUGUGGGACACGAGCAAGGGUUGAAGGCGGUUGCGGGACCGCAGUGCAGAGUGUUCCAUUUGGAUCCGGGAUCUGGAGAUGAGCAGCAGGCGUAUUUUGUUGCGGAGAAUGGGUAUAAGCCGAAUGCGCCUGUGGGAGGGUGUCCGGCGGGAGGUGGGGUGGCGUUUGAGCUUUGUGCUGGGAGUCAGAAGGGUCGUGGAGUAGGUAGACCUGAGCGAAGUGUACCCUAAGCUAGGUUGAUGAGUGAAGGGUUAUGUAAAAGGAGGCAUUGUAGAUGAAGAUCCAUAUAUGGAUUGCAAUCAGAAGCGUCUGGGAAGACAUCUCGAACUAGAUGAUAUCGCUCAAAUGCGCACUGUCUAUUCGUAUUGUGGUCAAAUGUUAGGUCUCCAGAAGAACAGUCUGUCGAUCAUUAACCCCUUCUUGCCGUCAAAACAUAUCUUUACAAAUACAAGUAGCACUGUGGUAACCCAACAAUCUGGCGCCUAAGAUGGGAAAGGCGCGAGCUUUGGACUACCAGGGAGUAAAACACGGGGCGCCAGGCAGACGAGCAUACGUAGCUGUAUCACACCCCAGAAAUCCGACAAAUUAGCUGAUUG